This is a messenger RNA of Capronia coronata CBS 617.96, 2451 nucleotides long. RefSeq lists its product as uncharacterized. Gene Ontology annotation, biological process: endoplasmic reticulum to Golgi vesicle-mediated transport; intra-Golgi vesicle-mediated transport; endocytosis. The transcript is spliced from 2 exons. Gene Ontology annotation, molecular function: GTPase activator activity; protein binding. Bases 1 to 2451 code for a protein of 816 amino acids. The record is from RefSeq and is a predicted model, not a curated record. Lineage: Eukaryota; Fungi; Ascomycota; Eurotiomycetes; Chaetothyriales; Herpotrichiellaceae. Gene Ontology annotation, cellular component: Golgi apparatus.
AUGGCUUCCAUGAGCAAAAGAACACAGGCGCGUAAUGAGCGGGAGUUACACGAGCUGCUUCGUCUGCCCGGAAACUCGCAAUGCGCCGACUGUGGUGCGAGCAACCCAGCAUGGGCGAGCUGGAAUCUAGGCAUUUUCCUCUGUAUGCGGUGCGCCUCUCUGCACCGCAAACUGGGGACGCAUAUUUCCAAAGUCAAGUCUCUGAGUAUGGAUACCUGGACUGCAGAGCAGGUGGAGAACAUGAAACGCAAUGGGAACAUCGCCGUGAACAAGGUCUACAACCCCAAGAACAAGAAACCGGAUAUUCCACUCGAUGCUGAUGAGGUUGAUGCGGCGAUGGAGCGGUUCAUACGCAAGAAGUAUCAAGAAAAGAGUCUCUCGGAUGGGAAGCCAGAGCCUCCACAGCGCGACGAUGCAGUCCCCCAGACUUACUCGAGACCUGAGGAACGAGAACGAGACCGAGACCGAGAAUCACCCCCGCCGCCUCUCCCGCCGAAGAAAGGAAGAUUCUUUGGCUUUGGUCUUCGCGCAACCUCGUCCAUCUCUAAUCUGAAGAAGCACGACAAGAAGAAACUGCCCAGGGAGCCUCGCGUAGACGGCGCAUUUCCUAUCUCGUCUGAUGAUUACACUUCGAUGUCGAGGAUGGCAGAUGCCCGCUUCGAGAUGACAGAUGCAGAGUUGCAGGACCGACUCGAUGCCCUGCGAGACAUGGGGUUCACGGACACUGAGCGCAACAUGGACCUGCUGCGCCGACUGGGCGGCAAUGUUGAGAGGACGAUUGAGAGAUUGGUCCAAGAAGGACCGAGUGAUUCGACCAAGUCUUCGGCCGCGAGACGACCAGACCAGCGUGCAAAUGGAAACUCCAGGACUGCAUCUUCACGCAAUCCUGGACCUUCUGCAUCAUCAGAGCCGUCCUAUAACCCGUUCACGCAAAUGACCAACCAAGAAACAGUCGGUCUGUCCCUGACCAAACCGCAACAAUCUGCAAAUCCUCCCGGGCAGGCAUACCAAAGCAACAAUCCCUUCGGUCCAGUCGCCAACAAUCAACCUCAGACUGGGCUUGAACAGUCCUUCCAGUCUAUGCAACUGGGGCAUCCACUCUUCCCUCACAGCACAGGAGGCUAUCCAAGUCAACCGGCUCCUCUACAAGAUCCUCGGUCACAGUAUUCUAUGACACCUCCGGUUCCCUCGACACACUUCCCACAAGGCUAUGUUGCUUCGCCGGCGGCGAUGCCUAUGAACACAAACCCGUUUUUCGAAUCCUCAACUGGCGCGCCUCAGCAGUCUACGGGGAACAAUCCAUUCAUGGCGCAAGCCGCGGCCGCUCCGACCCCUUCAGCAUCCUCUAUUAAUCCAUUCUUCAGCGCCCAGUCUUUCCAGCCCGCACAAGCAGCGCCGAUGCAACAGCAGCGGCAGUUCUCCCUUCCUACUAAUUUGAAUCCUUUCGGCUUACCGCCGUCGCAAGCAUCGUCUCAAACAACACAAAACCCAAUGCCUUCACAGUUCCAGCAAUAUGAGCCAGCGACAAACAACCCUUUCCAGCAGCAGCAGCAGCAGCAGCAGCAUCAACAACAACAAUCACAACCUCAAAGCCCUCAACACCAACCACCAACCUCAAGUUUCCCCCAGUUUGGGUACGGCCAGCCUCAGACACAACCGCAGUCGCAAAUGCAACCUCAACAGCAAAUGCCGCAGUUCCAGCAACAGCAACAACAAUUUAAUCAGCAACCUCAACCCCUAACCGCCCAGCAAACCGGGCGAUACGACAAGAACUCGAUCCUGGCACUUUACAAUUAUCCUCAACUAGCGCCGAAACCGUUGGCCUCAAUCCCGGAACCAGGACCGGAAGGGGACCUUGCGAGCUCGUCUCACCAACAAUCACAACAACAACCGCAGCAGCAGCAAUAUCAUCAACAACAAUCGCAACACCCACAGCAGCAAUAUCAGCAACAUCAUCAACCACAGCAACAACAACAACCACAGCAGCAAUAUCAACAACCACAACAGCAACAGCAACUAUCUCCCGCACCCUCAGGCAACAUCUACAACACCACCCAACCAAACGCAAUCUCCCUGACCCCAACCCGCAGCGCCACCAUGCCUGCAUCGAUGUCCAUCUCCAACAUGCACUCCGCUGGCGGCGGGGGAAGCCGGAACCCCUUUCUCAUGAAUACGGCCAACACAGCCACAAAUUCCAAUCUCAAUGCCAAUCACAACCCUAACAACUUUCCAACUCCAGCUGAAUAUGGCGGAUAUGCUGGCGGAUAUGCCAGUGGUGGUGGAGGUGGGAAUACCUUCACUCCGGCUUCUCCGACUAGACCGCAGGGCCAGGGUGGUAUGAUGGCCAGAUAUCGUCACGCCAGUGCGGAGAGCGUGAGUAUCAGUAAUCUGGACAAUGGGCGGCAUAGUCCUGAUGCUUUUGCGAGCUUGAGCGCUCGGUCUAUCAGAUGA